CAAGCUUCUCGAACUCACCGUCCUGGAGCCACUCUGCGGCGUCGGUGAGCCACUCCACGAUCUCGCGGUCCUUCUGUUCCGCCAGCGAGGUGCGGCGCAGCACGUCGAGCAGCACCUGCUGCCGCAACCGUAGCCGCUCGCUCGGCUGCUCCACGGGUGGUGCGGCGCGGAGGGCGGGCGACGCAGAGGCAGAGCGAUCCCGCUUGCGCAUCGUUCCACUCCUGCUUGGCCGACCACAGACGCAGCAGAAAAGAAGAAAAAAAGAAGUACAGGAGAAGGAGGAUCCAGUAGGAAGGGGAAGGGUGGCGUAG
Molecule: messenger RNA, 311 nt
Organism: Trypanosoma grayi
Lineage: Eukaryota; Euglenozoa; Kinetoplastea; Trypanosomatida; Trypanosomatidae
Exons: 1
Source: RefSeq, a predicted model, not a curated record